UCGGAGGAUGCCGCAAAAGCUCGGCCGAUUUCGCCACAGAACAUCCAGACGGACGAAGCCGAGCUAUCGACAGAAGCUGUACCCGUAGCGCCUACCAACCCCUUCCUGGUGCUCAUCUACAACCUGCUGAUAGCGGACGCCAUCUCGGCAUUCGAGUUCAUGCUGAACUUGGUAUGGGUCUCGGAGGAUGGGGUCUUUGCGCCAUCCACAGCCUGUACGCUGCAGGCCGUGGCGGGGAGCGCCGGCGCCUUCGCCCCGUCAAUGCUGCUGGCGGUGAUUGCCUUGCACACAUAUCUUGUCAUUGUUUGGGGAUACAAGAUCCAGAAGACGGCACUGAGAUGUUGUCUUUGUAUCGCCUGGGGCCUCAUCAUCGUGAUACCCUUGCUUGGGCUGGCAAUAUCACGCAACGGGGAGGAUCACGGGGGCUGGUACGUUCGAGGAGAUACCUGGUGCUCCGCGAACAGCCUGUACGAGAGGCUCCGGUUCUGGGUUGAAUUCAUGCCCGUCAUCAUCUGCUUGAUAACAACCAUUGUGCUGUAUUGCUGGAUCGGUCUAUCCAUGUUUCGCAACAAAUGCUCAGGACGCCACCUGCCGACGCCGAGCGUCACGUCGGACAGCCGCCGUGAGCUUUCUGGCCACCACCCGGCCUUUUUUGUAUACCCCUUGAUCUACCUCUUCACGAUGGGGCCACUGGGAAUCUGCCGACUGCUGAUCAUGGCUGGGAGAGAACUCGAUCCCGUCUAUUACUUCGUCGGCGCAUCGAUAAUUGCGGCACAGGGCUUUCUGAACUGCCUGCUGUGGACGACGACGAUAUUGUUCCUAUCCAGGGAAGAGAUUGAGAAGAUCGGCCUCGACCACUUCAUGAGGCCCCCCGACGACCGCGUCUUUGGCAACAUCGUGUACAUCCAGGGCGGCAGCAGGGCGGACGAGCCGCGCGAUCUCUCGCAGUCAAAGAGGUCACACCGAGGUUUCGUGAGGAUGGCGUCUGUGCUGGGAGACGACGGGCGCGACGAGACAGGGCGGGGACGGAUGCAGCGGAGUAGCAGCCAGAUGUCCUUGCGACACAACUCCGCUCAACCACAAGGCGGAAUCCAGAUGGAGACGAUCACCACGAUCAUUGUGGAGGAUGGUAAACCGGCUAGCAGGUCCCGGGAAUAAGGUGUAGAAAAGAGGACAGAAUCAGGCCCCGAAAAAAAAUAAUUCUACCAAUGUCAAGCAAGAUAUUUGAGUGCUCAUCGUGAUUGAGCCGCUCGUACUGGUGAUUUGUGAGGCGACGAAUUGAGCGUAGAAGAUUGAAGGGAAAUAGAUUGCAUCGAGGGACAGUUGGAGGACACAGGCU
Microdochium trichocladiopsis is the source of this 1339-nucleotide messenger RNA. RefSeq lists its product as uncharacterized. The transcript is spliced from 2 exons. Gene Ontology annotation, molecular function: G protein-coupled receptor activity. Gene Ontology annotation, cellular component: plasma membrane. Lineage: Eukaryota; Fungi; Ascomycota; Sordariomycetes; Xylariales; Microdochiaceae. The record is from RefSeq and is a predicted model, not a curated record. Gene Ontology annotation, biological process: adenylate cyclase-activating G protein-coupled receptor signaling pathway. Bases 160 to 1158 code for a protein of 332 amino acids.